UGGAGAGAAGUUGUACGUGUGUGAGAGAGAGAGAGAGAGAGAGAGAGAGAGUGUGUGUGACAACCAGGCAGUCUAGAAUAAGUCCGAUCCAAGGAUGGAUGCAAUACCCUGUUGUCUCCUGUUUCUAGUCCUGUUCUUUGGAACUAGGAUUCGCGAAUCUGAAGCCUUACAAUGUUACUGUCAGCGCUGCCCCAACUCCACGUGCACCACGGACGGCCUGUGCUACGUGUCCGUCACCAAAUCUGCGAGUGUGACCUCGCAGCAGAGCUUUUGUAUCAGUGAGACGGAGCUGAUCCCGCGUGAUCGCCCCUUUGUGUGCGCACCCUCCACCAAGGAUGAUACUGGCAUCUACCCCAUGUGCUGCAGCAAUGACUGGUGCAACAAGAACCCUGACCCUAGCAUAUUCCCAGUGCCACCAGUGAAGACUCCCUCUCUGGGGCCUGUGGCUCUGGCAGCCGUCAUCGCUGGACCCGUUUGUGUGCUCUGCUUUGUGCUGGUCACUGUCUUCUACAUCUGCCACAGUCGCUCGGUCAUCCACCACCGUGUGCCUAAUGAAGAGGACCCCUCCAUGGACCACCCCUUCAUUACUGUGGGAACCACACUCAAAGACCUCAUCUAUGACAUGACCACGUCUGGAUCAGGCUCUGGUCUUCCUUUGCUGGUGCAGAGGACCAUCGCCAGGACCAUCAUCCUGCAGGAGAGCAUAGGCAAGGGUCGCUUUGGAGAGGUGUGGCGGGGCAAGUGGAGAGGAGAGGAGGUAGCAGUGAAGAUCUUCUCCUCUCGUGAGGAGCGUUCCUGGUUCCGCGAGGCCGAGAUCUAUCAGACCGUCAUGCUCCGACACGAGAACAUCCUGGGAUUCAUCGCCGCCGACAACAAAGAUAAUGGAACUUGGACGCAGCUGUGGCUGGUGUCAGACUACCACGAGCAUGGUUCCCUGUUCGAUUACCUGAACAGGUACACUGUGACGGUGGAGGGCAUGAUCAAGCUGUCUCUGUCCACCGCCAGUGGCCUGGCCCACCUGCACAUGGAGAUCGUAGGAACACAAGGCAAACCGGCUAUCGCUCACAGGGAUCUGAAAUCCAAGAACAUCUUGGUAAAGAAGAAUGGCACCUGCUGUAUCGCAGACCUCGGCUUGGCUGUGCGCCAUGACUCAGCCACAGACACUAUUGAUAUUGCCCCCAACCACCGAGUAGGCACCAAAAGGUAUAUGGCUCCAGAGGUACUUGACGAUUCAAUAAAUAUGAAACAUUUUGAGUCAUUCAAGAGAGCAGAUAUCUACGCAAUGGGCUUGGUCUUCUGGGAAAUUGCAAGCAGAUGCUCUAUUGGAGGCAUUCAUGAAGACUACCAGCUGCCGUAUUACGACCUGGUGCAGUCAGAUCCAUCAGUGGAGGAAAUGAGGAAGGUGGUUUGUGAGCAGAAGUUACGACCCAACAUUCCCAACAGGUGGCAGAGCUGUGAGGCUCUGCGGGUGAUGGCGAAGAUCAUGAGGGAAUGCUGGUAUGCUAACGGGGCAGCCCGCCUCACCGCCCUGCGCAUCAAGAAGACGUUGUCCCAGCUCAGUCAGCAGGAGGGCAUUAAAAUGUAGGCCUGAGACCCCGGAGAGGCACUCACCUUAGCAUCUUAUCAUUUUUGAGUAUGUUUAUUAUAAAGGUCAUCGUUGUUAUUCUUAUCCGUGGUUAUUGCAUUACAACUCUGUGUCCUCCAAGUUCAAGGCAGAGAGAGGACAUGAGCACUAGGAAUGAAGGUUUGUUUGGAUUUUUUUUUUUUCUUUUUCUUUGGCUUUGACUGAGAGUGAGCUAGCUGCUGAAACCUCACUCUGGGCUUCUGAGACUGAAACCCAUGGACUCUUUUUGGAGCCGGCACCCCUUUCAGCCUCACUGUCCGGAUGAACAUGCCGCGGUAAAGCCCAUGUCCAUUUUUGGUUGCAUCCUCUGUCUUGCCUGCCCGCUGCGCUGUCUGGAAUGGCCCCGAUCCAGUUGAGAUGUUUUAUAUUCAAGCAAAGCGCCAGACAUUUUGACAGUGACUAAGGACUUUGGUGCAGGUCGUAACUUGUGGGCGGCAUUGUGAAAUAUUCAUGCUAUUGUUUUGUCUUCUGCCAGUCGGGCUGGAUUCACUGAAGAUCUGCUGUGAGAUGGGGUGAUUUUUUUUUUUUCCCCUCUCCUGACUUGGGUCAUUUAAUGGUCAGGUAGAAUUUGUUUUUCUUGUUCAAUUUGCACCUUGUUUAUCCUUCUCUCUUCAUUGCUUUUUUUCUCCCCCUUGAGUAAUUUAUUUAUCAUAAGGGUUUUUUUUCUUUUUCUUUUUUUUUUUUUGGGCAACAAACUGGACAUGACCUCAUUCAGUCUUGGCAAACAUGCUGCGACAUAUGCAAUAUAGAUAAAUCCUAUCUAUUUUAUAUCUUAAAUGUUCUGCUACUACUACAACAGUUCAACAGCUUUGAUGACAACCAUGCCCUUCAAGCCAGGUGUUACCGGAAAGUGCCACUGCUUUAAACCAACCUUCCCUCAUGAUGUGGACCAGUCCCUUAACUUCGCCAUCCGUCUCAACAUUAAGAACGACGCCGCCAGAGAGAUUAUAGAAGAGUCCCUCGUGGAAUCUCGUCUCUCUUAUGCACACGGAGCGAAUGCUAGCAUGGGACCGCCACGCAACAACUUGCUGGUGCCAUUUCUUCUGUUUUACAGCAUCAUCAUCAUCAUCAUCAUCAACAUCAUUAUCAGCAUCAUCAUCAACGUCAUCAUCACCUUUGAUGCAGCAUUGAGGGAUGUUUCAGCUCAGACCUCAGUUCAUCCUCACUAAUGUAGACCACCAGCCCAGGUUACUGGGUGAUUAUUUAAAAGGGGAUGAAUGCAGAUGGGUGCCACGUCGUACACUUGCUCGUCCUCGGAAUUGUCAUGCGAUUUUCCCAUUUCCGGGAGAGGAUGCUGUGGGAUCUGAUGUGGCCAUGCUGGCUUUUUUCCCCAAAAUGCAGACUGUUUUCUUCCUUGCUGAGAAGCGUUGAUAGACAGUUGCUACAACUCGAGUAAACAAAGCUACUCUCACAGACUCAUAAACUCUCGCUUUAUGCGGAAGACA
Colossoma macropomum (tambaqui) is the source of this 3069-nucleotide messenger RNA. RefSeq names its product transforming growth factor, beta receptor 1 b (gene tgfbr1b). Gene Ontology annotation, molecular function: activin receptor activity, type I; activin binding; SMAD binding. Gene Ontology annotation, biological process: cellular response to growth factor stimulus; protein phosphorylation; transforming growth factor beta receptor signaling pathway. The record is from RefSeq and is a predicted model, not a curated record. Gene Ontology annotation, cellular component: plasma membrane; activin receptor complex. The transcript has 9 exons. NCBI's taxonomy places the organism in Eukaryota, Metazoa, Chordata, Actinopteri, Characiformes, Serrasalmidae. The coding region runs from base 95 to 1585 and encodes 496 amino acids.